UAACAUGACUGUUUGUGUUGUGAGUUAUGAUGAUAGUAGGUACUGCCACUGGAACUGAAGUAACUGUUGUUCUAUUUUAAUAUUUGGUUUACAUUGGAACAAUUUUAUUUUGUCAAUUUAUUUUUGACAGAGUAAAUGAACGAGGAAAUGGUUGACUUUGUGCUGGGGGACGGCGGCCAUGAUGAAACAGUAAAAAGGUACGCUCCAGCCUGUGAUUUUGAAAGCCAUAGGCUGUGGAGUGGAAGAUAUUUAAAAGAUGAUCCUGAUAUUAUACGUAAAGUACUUCAAGAUACACUGUCAUCUGGGACCCGGAUGCUUCUGACUUAUACUUAUCAAACGACAGUCGACAAUCUGCAGCAGCAUUACAACAUCACAAAAAAGGAGGCACUGGACAUAAUCAAGAGUUCUGUAUCACUCUGUAGAGAAGCUAUAGAGUUGGCUAGAGCAGCAGGUAUGACCAGGCCUAUAGAUGUGUUUGGAAUGAUCGGGCCGUACGGUGCAUUUCUCCACGACGGUUCAGAGUACGCAGGAGGUAAUUACGCUGACAACAUGACUGGACAGCAGCUGGCUGACUGGCAUCGUCCACGGUUUGAUGCUUUGAUUGAGGCUGGCUGUGAUUACCUUAUCUUCGCAACCAUCCCUUCCUUGAAGGAAGCCGAAGCUCUUAUAUCAUUGCUAAAGGAACAUCCUGGGAUGAAAGCAAUUGUUUCUUUUUCCGCUCAGAAUGAGCUGACAAUAUCUCAUGGAGAGAAGCUAAGCGAUGUUGCACAAUCAUGUUGGCAAUUAGCGUCAGACCAGAUCCUAGCUAUUGGAGUCAACUGUCUACAUCCUCGAUUGGUAGAGCCACUACUGCGCUCCGUCAAAGAGGCAAAUCCUCAAAUACCUUUGUCAGUAAAGACCAACACAACCGAGACAUUCAACACUGAAACCAAACAAUGGGAAUCUUCUGGGGAUCCUAAAACUCUUGCAGAGUAUUGUAGAGAUUGGCUGCAUCUAGGAGUAAAGUAUAUAAGUGGCUGCUGUAGAACUUCAGUGCAAGAUAUCAUCACCCUUGGAGAGGAAAUAAACAAAUUUAUAGAGAAAACCAAACAAACACGACAAAGAAAGUAAAAAAAAUACCUAUACAUACACUACUUCUCACAUUAGAAUUGGUAACUACUGUCAUAAAAUGUAAAAUAAUUGAUUUUCCUCGCUGUAAACGGCCUUUUUAUAUUUAGAUAGAAUAUCUAAAAUGUAGAAUAUGUGAAACAGACAACUGUUAACCUUCAUCACUAAUAAAAUUAUUUGAAACAAGUUUUUUUAUUUUUUUAUUUUUAUUUUUUAGAUUAUAGUUUACAAAUUGUUGAUGAAUUUUGAAUUCCGCUGUAGGUAAAACAAUAAAUAAGUUAGUUAUCUCCAGUGAUUGAUUUGUAAAAAAUGAGGUGCCAGAACUGUAGUAGACUAUUUAAUGUAAAUGAAACAUAUUUUAUAAACCUUA
This is a messenger RNA of Macrosteles quadrilineatus (aster leafhopper), 1477 nucleotides long. Its product is annotated as homocysteine S-methyltransferase YbgG-like. The record is from RefSeq and is a predicted model, not a curated record. Gene Ontology annotation, biological process: S-methylmethionine cycle. NCBI's taxonomy places the organism in Eukaryota, Metazoa, Arthropoda, Insecta, Hemiptera, Cicadellidae. Gene Ontology annotation, molecular function: zinc ion binding; S-adenosylmethionine-homocysteine S-methyltransferase activity. Bases 136 to 1110 code for a protein of 324 amino acids. The transcript has 6 exons.